Messenger RNA from Paramuricea clavata, 790 nucleotides. NCBI's taxonomy places the organism in Eukaryota, Metazoa, Cnidaria, Anthozoa, Malacalcyonacea, Plexauridae. The record is from the annotation of a GenBank genome assembly.
CCGAAUUGUCAAAUGCACAAAGAAAUUAAAAGUCACCAAAGUGGCAAAUUUAUACAAAUGUUUACAAAUUAUGUUUGGAAUUUUGGAAUAUACGGACAGAAUUACAACAAUUUUAAUCCCUCAAAUAAGCUGUUAAAAUGGAUAAUUCGUCACUAAAUGCAUCAGUCAUGAGUACAGAGUCGCUGAUCAUGUCUCUGCUUGGACAGAUACAGUGUUUGGAAAGCGAACGAGACAACGCGAGGGUGCUUGCCGCUCGCAUGCGAGAACGACUUGAACAUAUUAACAACAAUGUAACCGGUUUUGAAAAUACGAAUGGUCAUAAAUCGGAGGUAAAUAACAACCACAGACUUGCUAAAAUAUUAAAAGAAGUUAGCUCGGGUACUUUGAACGAUAUACAGCAAAUAAUUUCGAACGAAGAGCACAGGUAUUUCAAUCUCAAAGAACUGAGUUCAGCGGGCGAAACAGAACAGACUGCCAACCCGAAUGGUCAACUCGCAGUGUGCAAACAGCAUUAUGAAAAGCUCUUGGAAGAGGCGGAAAACGACAAAGUUGAACUGCGUAAGAAGUUAAAAGAACAACAAGAUAUGCUUCUUGAUAGGGAUAUUAAAAUAGGGGAAUUAGAAAGGAAACUUCAAAAUAGUUCAUACUCAGACAAAGGAAGUAGACCUGUUAAUAAUUAAAAGUAUAAUUAUAUGCAUGUUAGCUAUACAGUAGAUGCAUUGUGGAUUUUGGAAUAUAAUAUUUGAUUUCCUGUAAGCAUGCACCUACAGUAUCAUCCAGUCUGCGCCCC